UCCUGUUGCAACAACAUGUCUUUGUGAAGCUGGAUUUUCAGCACCAGCAGCUAUCAAAAAAGCAAGGCUGAAAAUUGAAGAGGAGAUCAGGAUGAGCCUCACUUACACACACACCCAGCUGGAAAAGCUGUGCAAGAAGAAACAGGCAUGUCCACCCUAUUAAGAAGACUGCUGGUCCCCCACAGCUCAGAUCAGCGUGCUCCCCGGGCCAGGGACGGCUCCUUUGUUUAACCCCACACUGAUCACCUGGAGCCAACCCCUGGCAGCUGAUCAAAACCUCCUGCCAUUUCCCAGUCUCGCUGGUUGGCAGUUUUGUCUAACCACAUGCCUGCUGCGUGAUAUGGACAGAGUCGGGUGGCAAAUUUUAACUCACCUGCCUCAGGACCUCCAAAGGAGAGGAGAGGAGCAGGCAGCAGACUGGCAGCACCUCCAGGACCCAUCUGAGAUCAGUCCCAUUCCUCCCCUCCCCCAUGCUGGGUGCUGUACAGCCAUCCUGUGAGACAGCCGCUGCCCCAAAGAGCUUACAGUCUAAACAGACCAGCCAGAAACAGAGCGGGAGAGGAAAAUGAGGCACAGGGCAGGGAAAUGACUUGAUCCUAGUUACCCAGUAGGCCCUGGGCAGAGCAGGUCUCCUGGCAGCCAGUCCAGUGCUCUAUCCACUAGGUGACACUGCCUCUUAACUCAUGUUAUUCCCCAACUCUCCCAACCAAGACACUUGGUCCCAACAUGCUGUCCCUGCAGACACACUCCUAACCCCAUGAAUUCCCCACCCCAGACUGGCAGGUGCCCUGUCCCUGUCCACAGGGGCCAUCCUUGGGCUUUCACUAGACGGAGUCUGCAGCCAUGGGUGAAGCUAGCUGGACAUGUGAGCACAGGAUCCCAGGCUGGACGUCAGCUCUUCCCAACCCAACUGGACCCAGGGGGCCUGAGGCUUGGGGGUGGGGCCUGGAGGUGGGCUGCGGCAAGCGCUAGCUGGACUACCACAGUGUUAGAUGGUAUCUGCCUCCCCUCCUCACUGGUUCACACCAUCUGUCUCCACCCCACACCCCUCCCCUGCUUCUUCCUCCCCUGCCACCGAUAUAAAUCAGCGUCCUGCUCCUGCUGGCUUUCCUCCUUCUCCAGUGACCGGGCAGCAAUUGGACACCAGGCGGGGGUUCACUCCAUCCUAACCCCUGCCUGACUCUCGCUGCAGACACUUCAGUCAAAAUAAGCCAGGCUGCAAUGGCUGGAUCCCUCCAGACAGGUCCAUAUCCCUAGGAUGGGGCGACCUCUGCUGGCCAGGGAGUGUUUUGAGACAACAUGGCUAUUUGAGUACCAUAAUGAGAGGGCUGUGGGGUGGCAACGCGGCCCAGUGGAUCGGGACUCAGGGACCCAUCUCUGCCACCAAAUCAGUGGGUGAUCUCAGCAGGUUGGCCUGCCUGGCGCUGCCCCCACUGAGACUGCUGGGAGCGGGAUGGAGCCAUUUAACACCUCACGCUCCAACCAGACGGAACCCUUUAUACCGGCAUCAUGGCGAGCAGCCUUCCUGAUCGCCACGCUGGCCAUCGGGCUGCCAGCCAACGCCUUCAUCAUCUGGCUGACAGGGUGGCGGCUGCGGCGCCGGGGCCUGUCCGUCUUCAUCCUAAGCCUGGCCACCUCUGACUUCCUCUUCCUCUCCACCACGGUCAUGCAGAUCAUGGAGACCUUGCUGGACGACAACUGGGUGCUGGGCACCCCCAUGUGCCGCCUGCGCUACUUCCUCUACGACUUGACCUACCACUGCAGCCUCUUCCUGCUGGCUGCCCUCAGCGUGGACCGCUGCCUGCUGGUGCUGCUGCCCCUCUGGUACCGCUGCCACCGCCCCCUGCGGCUCUCCAGCUACAUCUGCUUGGGGGCCUGGCUGGUGGCCGCCCUGCUCAACAUCAAGAGCUUCAUCUUCGCCGACGUCAUCCGGUAUUCAGACGGGAUGCUCGUCUGCUCCAGCGACCGGGGCAAAUACGAGUGGCCCCUGCGCCUGCUGGAGGUGCUGGUGGAGGGACUCUUCCCCUUCGUUGUCAUGGUGACCACCCAUGCCGCCACCUUGUCCCGCACCUUCCGGCGCCACACCCGGCCCCCCAGCAAGUUCUACCGCAUUGUGGCCGCCACCCUGUCAGCCUAUGUACUGCUCAACCUCCCCUUCCAGAUCGUCCAGCUGCUCUUCCUGGUCUCCUGGGAGCAUGAGGAGUUCAACAAUCGCAUCUUCCCCUUCAUGGUCUACUUUAGCUACCUGAUCAACCUCAACAGCAGCAUCAACCCUCUCAUCUACAUCUUCUUCGGCUCCAACAUCUGCACGGGCUGCGGCCGCCACACAACCUCCUCCCUUGCCACGGCCCUCACCGAGGAGCAAGGGAGGAGCCCUGGGAACACGCCCAGCACGUCCUUCUCAGCCUAGCCUUGCCAACAAGACCCUGCUCUCCUCUCCCUCCAUGGCUCAGCCUCUGCUCUGGCACAGCUCCAGUUACCAGUCAAGUGAUCACUGGCUCCCCUCACAGGGCCUGGCCACAAUGCAGGGGGCGGGCUCUGUGCACGAUUGUAGGUUCACUAGUGCAAAGACUUGUGUAAAUUGGUGCAAGGUGGGGUUUGGUCAGGAGCAACCAGCUCCUGGAAGCUACCAGGAGAAGUCACACCAGUGCCAAGGCCCAGUUUGCCCCAUUUCCCCAGCUUAGACAAGCUCUAGCAGGGACAGAUCCUCAGCAGAUGCAAAGCAGGCCCAUCUCCACACAGGUCAAUGGCCCAGGAACACCUGGCCCUAGGCAAGGCAAUGUAAACACUGACGUGGCUGCAGCUGCCAACCCACAGGUGCCAGGAGACACUGCGGUGAAGGGGACUCUGCCCCUUUGGGCCUAUUUGUGCUUAGCAAUCUUGCCUUUAGGUGUGGCUCCAAGGUCACUGUGUUCUAAUACAAUGGCUGUUCUGCACACUACAGCCAGAUACCCAGCGCUGAGGGUACAGGUGCCCCCCUAACUCUGUCCCCUUGGGCCCCUGCAGCCUGACCGUUCUGACCUGCUGAAAGCAGGCCCAGGCUCCUCUUAGCACACAUGACCAUGACACAGAAGCUGCAGCCCAAGUGUAUGUUGGGAGAGGGGGCUGCAGCUUUCCAGGUGAGUGACCGCAGGUAGGGGCAUGGGGGAUCAAGGGGAGAAGGGUUCCCCCUGCUGAGCAAUCUCAGCCACACUGACACUGGGCUAGGGGGCUGAGAGCUGCAUCACAAGGUGUUGGAGGGGGAAGUGAUUUUUCUCCUACCCCCAGCUGGGGGCUCACCCACAUUUCCAAGGAACUGCCCAACUGCAUGGCAAAAGGGGAUCCAUCGGGGGCCUUAGGAUCCAGACCCCAAUUAGUCUGGAUCUGCCCAGUGACCCCAGUAGGACGAGACAGGAGCUGCAAAUUCAUUCCUGGAGUGAAGAAUGAGGAAGCAAGACAACAGCCCCUCUUUCCCACACAGGCCAUUGGCAGGAGUGAUUGAACCUGUGACCUUGGGAGCUAAAAACAUAAACCUCAACUGCUUGAGCUAACCUCCCCACUCUAGGAGGGGAGGGGUUGCUACUAACAGUAAUUUUCCCUCUGCUGAUACUCACCCCUUCUUGUCAACUGUUUGAAACGGGCCACCUUGAUUGCAUUUGGCCUCCUUAGCACUAC
Mauremys reevesii (Reeves's turtle) is the source of this 3654-nucleotide messenger RNA. It is a transcript of the gene GPR152, whose product is annotated as G protein-coupled receptor 152. Lineage: Eukaryota; Metazoa; Chordata; Testudines; Geoemydidae. Gene Ontology annotation, cellular component: membrane. The transcript has 4 exons. Bases 1454 to 2410 code for a protein of 318 amino acids. Gene Ontology annotation, molecular function: G protein-coupled receptor activity. Gene Ontology annotation, biological process: G protein-coupled receptor signaling pathway. The record is from RefSeq and is a predicted model, not a curated record.